This is a messenger RNA of Camellia sinensis, 447 nucleotides long. Lineage: Eukaryota; Viridiplantae; Streptophyta; Magnoliopsida; Ericales; Theaceae. The record is from RefSeq and is a predicted model, not a curated record.
AUGGAUAAUUUAAAAUACCUACUGUUUCAAAUUUUAGCUCGAACAUUUGCCACAACAGGAUCAUGGAUCUGCCCUCACACUUGUAGAAUCGCUAUCCAGCCUUGUUAUCAUUGGGGAACAACACAGAAUUUGAAACGGGCUGUUCUUUGGCUUUCUGAAAAUCUAACUUUUGAUGUUGAUGCGAGGAUACAUCUUUUUGAGUGCAACAUAAGAGUUCUUGGAGGACUUGUUUCUGCUCAUAUUCUUGCAACUGAUUCUACAAACAGCUUGGUCCAAAGAAAUUAUAAGAAUCAACUUCUUAUCCUGCCUGAAGAUUUACGGCAGCGCUUUCUACCUGCUUUUGAUACCCCCACUGGAUUGCUAUAUGCAUGGAUUAACUUGAAGAAUCAUCAAUGGUGCUUUGCAUUUGCUGUAGUAGCAUGGUUUCAAAUGUUUGCAUUGUGUUAG